AUGGUUCAGACUGCGGUACUCAUAAUUUUCUCUUUCGGGCUGCUCUACGUGGUGCAGCUGUACCUGGCCUUCCGGAGGGGAACCACCCAGGGUACUGCACCUUCUUUAGUGGUGCAUUCCCCGAGGGGAACUAUCUUCCUCGCAUACCUGGGAUCUCCCCAGGCAGACCUCAUCUAUUCAAGAGGAAAUACGAGGAUCACAGAUCUUCCGGCUGGGAUGUAUAUUCCACAGUACGUUUCUCCGCCCUAUGCAAGGAAACCCGCAAUCCUAAUUCAAUUCACUGAGCAAGCAACGAUCAAGGAAGUCGUCUCCUACCGCGCCCGCUUCCCCAAACCGGUCAAGCAAUACGGCGCUCUGAGCUUCUUCGGUAAGAACAUAGUCGCGUCCGAGGGCGACGAGUGGAAACGGUACAGGAAAGUCACCGCGCCUUCGUUCUCUGAAAGGAACAACCAACUCGUAUGGAACGAGACGUGCCGCAUUAUGAUGGAUAUGUUCGACAACGUUUGGCAAUGGAAGGACGAGAUCGUCCUCGACAAUUGCAUUGACAUUACCCUCCCUAUCGCCCUAUUCGUUAUCGGUGUUGCAGGCUUCGGGCGCAGAAUAUCAUGGACCGACGACCAAAAGGUCCCACCAGGACACCGCAUAGCAUUCAAAGAUGCACUGCAUAUUGUCUCUACGGAGAUCUUCGUCAAGCUGGCAGUGCCAAAGUGGGCCAUGGGCCUCACACAGCGGUUCAGGAACGUCCAGACCGCCUUCGACGAGCUGCGAGUGUAUAUGCUCGAGAUGAUCGAGGCCAGGAAGAACUCAGAAAAGAAGGAAGAGCGGUAUGAUUUGUUCAGCAGUUUGCUGGACGCAAAUGAGGAAGAAUCGGACGGUGAGGCAAAGCUUAGCGACGACGAGCUCCUCGGCAACAUUUACAUAUUCCUUGUGGCUGGCCACGAGACGACAGCCCAUACACUUUGUUACGCGUUCGGCCUCCUCGCUUUGUACCAAGACGAGCAAGAGACACUGUACCAGCACAUCAAGAGCAUCAUACCCGACGGCAGGACGCCUACGUACGAAGAAAUGAACCUUUUCACACGGUCAAUGGCCGUCCUUUACGAAACCCUCCGUCUCUACCCCCCAGCGAUCAGCAUCCCAAAAGUAGCGGCGGAAGACACGAGGCUCACCGUGUCCAACUCCGCAGGUGAGAAGAAGGUUGUUCCGGUCCCGCGCGGAUGCGACAUCGUCAUCAGCACCCCUGCGCUACACUACAACCCGCGGUACUGGGAAGACCCUUACGUGUUCAGGCCAGAGCGCUUCCUCGAGAAAGACUGGCCGCGCGACGCGUUCCUGCCAUUCAGUGCAGGCGCUCGCGCGUGCAUCGGCCGCCGCUUCUUCGAGAUAGAGGGGAUCGCGAUCCUGACCAUGCUCGUGUCCAAGUACAAAAUCGAGGUCAAGGAGGAGCCGCAGUUCGCCAUGGAGAACCUUAAGCAGCGGAGAGAGCGGUUGCUGGCUAAUAUGCCUGGGAUAACGCUGACGCCUGUUCGUGUCCCUCUGGUCUUCAAGAAGCGGGCAUGA
Gloeophyllum trabeum ATCC 11539 is the source of this 1560-nucleotide messenger RNA. Its product is annotated as cytochrome P450. The transcript is spliced from 16 exons. The record is from RefSeq and is a predicted model, not a curated record. Gene Ontology annotation, molecular function: iron ion binding; oxidoreductase activity, acting on paired donors, with incorporation or reduction of molecular oxygen; heme binding. Bases 1 to 1560 code for a protein of 519 amino acids. Lineage: Eukaryota; Fungi; Basidiomycota; Agaricomycetes; Gloeophyllales; Gloeophyllaceae.